UCGAACCUGGAGGCGGGACUGUAGCAAGCAAUAGCUGGCAGUACUGGCAGUAGCUGUCAUACCGUGGGUUUAAUACGUGUGCGUCGCAGUUUGUCAUUCACUGGAGAUAAUUAACAAAUAAAGGAGUGUUAUCAAUUCGAAGAUAUAUCCAUAGAUCGGAGCAAAGUGAUUGAAAGGUGCUAAACAGUGUGAGCCAAUGUCGAAAUGAGGCAAGAGCUCGGAAUGUAUGGAGCCGCGCGGUAUCUUUGGGACCGUAAAUCGCAUCACGCCCCCCGCGGGCAUCGUAUUUUCUUUGAUUAAUAACCAAUGGCUAUAUUUGAGAGAAAAUAUACAAAUAAAGUGCUCCUGGAUGACACCGAGAAGCUCAGCAGCGUUAUUGAAAAUGCCAGAACCAUUGACGGUCACACGGAAUACGUGAUCAGAACGCAGCGCGGCCCACUGCCAGAGAAAUCGUGGCGGGUUAGUAGACGAUACAAUGACUUUGUUCAACUCAACGGGGCGCUGUGCCCGUCGGGUAUUUCGCUGCCACUGCCACCAAAACGUAUUAUUGGUAAUAUGGAACCAGACUUCAUAGCUCAACGGCAACUAGCUCUGCAGAAUUAUCUUAACACGGUUCUAAUGAAUCCCAUACUGGCAUCGUCGCUGCCUAUGAAAAAAUUUUUGGACCCUGAUAAUUACACUGCACCUUUACAUGAGGUCGCGUUGCAGCAGGUGUCAUUAGCAUUGCGUAGCGAUGCGAAUUACGAAGUCGGUAAACCAAUACCAGACAUGGGAUGGAGAUUGAGAAAACAUUAUUACACGGUUAAAAAUCGUCAGAGUCCAAAGCAGGAGUUAUUACUAGCUUGGGUAGAAUUCGGCCCUGACAAACAUUUGCAGGACAAGGAUGUUCAUGGGGUUUUCAAGAGUUUAGGAUCACUUCGUCAUAGCUACAUAGAACCAAUAGUUCAUCAGCACGUAACUGAGAAUGGCGCUUUGACUGUUAGAAAUUUUUAUCCAGAUGGAACGUUAAGAGAUAUUUUAUGCCACGCCAAGCCAAAGCAACCAUUCAUUAAAAAAUAUGGGAACCCUAAGCAAACAAAAUCAUUAAACGUGCAAGAAAUUUCUGCCUACGCUUUCCAGAUACUGGAUGCAUUAGCCUUCUUACACGAGAAGGGGCUGCCAUACGGACAUCUUCACACCGGGAAUGUCAUCUUGACACCGUCAGGGGCAAAACUACUGGAUAUAGAAAAUGGGCUGCUGGGUUUACCUGCAUUUUACAGACCAUAUGUUGUUCAGAGACGAAAAUUAUAUGCUACGGUUCAAGUAGACGUUUAUUCAUUUGGCCACGUUGUUUAUGAAAUGGCAUUUGGACGGCCUUUGCUCGAGGCCACGUGCUCGGAGUUUUCUCACAGCGAUCCAAACUUGAAAAAUCUCUUAGAAUUGAUCCUGUCUCCGGAAGCAUUGAAGCAAGACUUGCCGACUGUGGCACAGCUACUGGAUCAUCCAUUUUUCCAACAAUCGAAAUGCAGGGGUCUCAAUACUUUGGAAAAGUCACAUUUUAAGCUCAGCAGCCAUUUGAAGGAUGCGUUAAUGGGUGCGAUCAGUAAGGCCGAGUUACGUUUAAGAGACGAGCAAAAGGUUGCCCGACAUCAGAAGAGAUUAGUAAAAGUUCAGGAAAUGAUGAGUUCUGAGGAAGAGAUGAAGAAACGUAAACAGAAAUUGAAAAAGGAGCAAAAAUUAGCACAAGAACAACGGUCAACGAGUCAAUUGGGUACAAACGGUACAAAACAAAUGAAUGGAAAGAGUCCUGAGCGAUCCGAUAGCCCAACUAGUACAUCAACUGCAACUAGUGCUGGAACGUUGACACCUCCAUCACACAGUUCGGUGGAUGUCCACAAUGGGAACACAAAAGGAAAAAUUGCUAUCGCUCCACUACCACCGCCGAUGCCAACUGUAUCGCCUGUUACAGAUGACUCAGGGGAGCGCUCAGCCUUACUAGGCAGCAUCUGCACUUUCAAUAAAGCAAAUCUGCGCAAGGUAUCUAAUGGUAAUUUGUAAAGUUACUCAAGUUAGUAUUCCAGAAUACAAUGUUUAUAAUUGGAUGAUGUAUUGGACUUAAUUAUUCAGCAGUGAAACAGCUUCAGAUGUUUGUAUCGAUAUACGUAACAAAUAAUAUAGACGUGAUUGUUCUACGAGGAAGUUGUAUACCAAUCGCGCUUAAAAAUCGUACCUUUUCUUUUACCAAGUUGAUGCUCGCUUCAUAAGGUUCUGGCAAGUGAGAAUGUAUAUUUUACUAUGAUUACGAUUAUUAUUAUUUUAAACCAAGUUGCAUCAUUCCAAAGCAAGUAUAUGAGCUGCUCUUUUCGGUUCAAGAUGCUUCGGAGAACAAAUCGUGUUAUAUAAAAAAAAAAAAAACAAGAGCAUGGCUAUAUUUAUCAGUGACUAAUGUUAUAUUUACAUCAAAUUCGUCUGUUUAUUUUAAUUUUUUUAUUAUAAUCGAAGUGAGGGCAGCGAGUACUAAUCAGUUGACAGGUAUUCAACAAUAGCACUUUGAGACAAAGUAAUAUGAAAGCUUCAAUCAGUUAUGACGUACUGUAGUUUCUCCUAAAUUAUCUCUUUCGAUUAUAAGAAUGUCAGUGGUAUUAAAGUCACAAAAAAAACAUGCAAAUUUAUUGCUAAUCAGCGUUGUUGAAUUCAAGAAAAUUAUUUGUAAAUGUAUAUAUUUGAGACUAUCUUUAACAGUUUUAGGAAAGCAAAAUAUCAUAUCUUGUCUUUUACUAUAAUAUAUUUACCUACUUAUGUACUGUCCAGUUACCUGGGAUUGAGCUGUAACUAGAUCUGAAUGAUGUUAGAAAGUCAUCAGCUCCUUUCACAAUUUAGAACCUAGAAAAAAUUUACAAUUAGAGACUCUUGACCAAUAUUUCAAUGCUAAUAGAAGAAAUGAAAAAAAAAACUAAAUAAGAUCGAAAUACAUAGAGUACAGUAUUGAUUCGGUUUUUGUGACCAUCAGGAUUUUUGUAAAUAUACGUUACUGAGUACCAUUAUUAUGUAUGGUGUGAAAUAUAGUUACUAGUUAGUUACAUGAAAUUAUUCUCCUUCUGUGUAAUACAUGUAUGUCUGAUAAAACAAAUAUUUCUACUUCGGAAAGACUACAAGCAGCACAAAUUCUCUCUAUUUGAGAAUACUUUUAUUCAUUAUACCUCUAUUUGUUACAGCAUGUAUCCGGAAACAAAUAGGCAAAUAAAUUCAUACAAAUACAUGCGAAAUAAUAAUUAUGUGGAAUCAAUGCACAAUAGACAAAUGUUAUCCAUGUAUUGAUUAUUACUAUUACUAUUAUAGAAAUGUUGGAAAAUAUCAAAUAAUUAUCAAUCGUGGUAUCCGUUGUUUCUCUCUUUAUUUUGUAUCACUCACUGUUUGAUUGUUAUUUGAGCCCGGAAACUUGUCUUUGACAGGCCACCGAUUCUCUUGACAAAAUUUUUUUUUUUUUUACUUUUUAUACAAUACAGUUAAUUUUUUUUUUACAUGGCACCAUGUUAAAUAUAAUGCAUUCUCAGAUGCGGCUUCACCCAGGUACAUAAUGUGACAGUUUCUGAUAUACAUAUUUCAAACCAGAACUGUCAGUAAUAGUGAUGUUACAGAAAAAAUUCUAGUAUAUCUAUAUUCAAUUAAGGUUCGUUUGAAUCUGAAAACUGGUUUAUUUAAAAAUGUUGUUGACGUGAUAUUGAUAUUUGUAUAAUAAUUGGUGAUCCUUUACUUUAUUUACGGAUAUUUGUUAUUUAGUUUGUUAUAAAAUGGGGCACUCUGAUUAUCCGGAAUUUAUUUAUUCGAUAUUGUUAUUAUUAUUAUUAUUAUUGUAUGUUGAUAGUUAUCUUCGUUUCAUCUAUUCAAAGUCUAUUUUUUACCCUGUAUGGCAUAAUAUGCAUUUUAAAGAACAAAAUUCAACCACUUAUGAGGAGUGUGCAUAUUUUUUUCACCUUCGUAUGUAUAAAUAGUAGGUACCUAUAUGUACUAAAAAUGUAUGCUAUUGAAAUGAAUAUCAACUUUAGAGUUUAAAAAAAAAAAAAAUAUACAUAUAAACACUCACUCAGUCAGCUUUUUGCACCAGCUAUCGAUAGAAUUGUAGUUUGAACUUUGUUAGCAUAGCUGUAAGACAGCGUUGUCAAAAAAUGAAUUAACUAUUACAGUUUUUUAUUUUUUAUUAUUCACCGUUGCGAUGCAUAGGUAUUCCAAUUUUGAAUCAUUUAAAAAGUUAUAGUACACGCUGAAUAUAAUAUAAAAAUAAAUCAUGUGAUAGUGCAUAUGCAAACUAAUGCCAAACGCGAAUACUUCCAAGUUAUUUCAGAUGUUGCAUGGUGUACAUUCGAAUUUCUCAGUGGACUUGUGGUCCAGCGACACAUGUAUGCGACCUGUAUGUUUAGC
Messenger RNA from Neodiprion fabricii, 4398 nucleotides. Its product is annotated as PX domain-containing protein kinase-like protein. The record is from RefSeq and is a predicted model, not a curated record. Gene Ontology annotation, cellular component: early endosome; late endosome; extrinsic component of endosome membrane. Gene Ontology annotation, biological process: endosome to lysosome transport; protein targeting to lysosome; early endosome to late endosome transport. NCBI's taxonomy places the organism in Eukaryota, Metazoa, Arthropoda, Insecta, Hymenoptera, Diprionidae. The coding region runs from base 307 to 2037 and encodes 576 amino acids. Gene Ontology annotation, molecular function: ATP binding; protein kinase activity; actin binding. The transcript has 9 exons.